Molecule: messenger RNA, 1761 nt
Organism: Rodentolepis nana
Lineage: Eukaryota; Metazoa; Platyhelminthes; Cestoda; Cyclophyllidea; Hymenolepididae
Source: the annotation of a GenBank genome assembly
AUGCAACGCAAGCAAUUCCAACCAUUAACGUGGCCAGCUCUUAUACGCGCUUUGCCUGCAAAUAACUUCAGUUUAGAAGUUAUUACGGCUCUUGUUAAUGAAAAACGUUUUCCUUCCUUCUACUCUUCACUACUACUGCCAGAUUUCGAUGUGACCAAAUCGAAACAUUUCUUUAAAACCAUUAUCAAUCAUUUAAUUGAAGCUAAUACUCAGCAGUGUUUGGGAUAUUCUCGCUUGUCAUUCUUAGUUUGUGGCGUCAUUAGGGGUAAUCUGCCAUUGUUUGAAGAAGAGACAUUUAAACGCCUUCUCGAGCUCUUUCUGAGUAUUGAUACGCUACCGCCUAAUUCAGAACAUAACUAUGCUGUAGCUGCUGCCCUCUCAAGUCUUCUGUAUCUCCGUCCUGUAGACUUGAAAUCUGGACAAUCCUCUUUAGAUACCGAUCCUUCAACCUUCAAUUCCGAUUUUUUAGGUCGUCAUCAAGGUGAAAUGUGCCUUGAAAAGUUGGUUUCCAUUUUUGAAUACAAUAGAGGGGAGGUUAAAACGGAGAUCUCUUGCCUUCACGCCGUGAUUCAGCUUCUUGUUCAUCGAACAUUCCUUCAAUGCAAUUCAGCACAAACAGCGACUCUAAGUUGCAUUUCAAGAGUGGUUAAAGCCAUCUGGCCAAUCGCCUUUAUUCUCAACCGUCAAACAUCAGGCUACACAUCUGGCUCAAAUAGCUCUUACGGACCAUCCUCAGCAAGUGAACUUAGUGAUGGAUGGUGUGGAGAUUUUGCUGAAACGGAAAGGCCCGUCAUUGUAAAUAAGAAAAAAGCCCGUCAUUUGGCGACGUACUGUCUGAGAUGUCUCCUGGGGUCAAAACAAGUCUGCCAUGAAAUUUGGUCGAAGAAUUUUGCUGAAAAACAAUAUCUGCAAUCCUCGUUGUUGUUUGCUAUUUCACGUGAACAGGAUCCUAGUCUUAGGGAGAGGUUUAUAUUCAUCCUGAUUACCGUACUGAAUAAUUUGGAGAUUUCAUUUACAGUGGCUGAAGAAUUGCCAAAUAGAGACUCAGCCUCCUACAUAUCGUAUUCAGUUCGAUUGGCUAAUGAAUUGCGGGAAAUACAUCAAAGUCUUCACAGCGCACUUAUCAAUGAGAAGGUCACCAAAAAUCAGUUAGGACUUUUAAAAGCCAUUGGCACUCUUGUUGCUGUAACACCCUACCAUCGAUUGCAACCAGGAUUACUGACGAGGCUAAUGAACAAAACGAGUGCAUUUCUCAAGAAUUUCCAAAAUGAUCCUGCGAAAUUUGCCAAUUUGCAAGCGAGAAUUCUUGCAAUUUGGGACAAUAUUUUGAAUAAGAAGAACUUAACUCCCGAAUUGCGGUCAUUGAUCACGUCCAAGCUGGAUCCGGUCAUUUUUAACGGCCUUCAAAUGCCCCAGCGAAGCUCCUGCUGGCUUAUCGAUUUAUGUCUGCAAAUUCUGUCCGAGAGCAAGUUCUCUGCAUUGCGCAAUCAAGCCACGUCUCUCCUUCGAUCUUUCGUGUCUAUGCAUUUCAACCUCUUUCACCCCUUUAUGGAUGCUGUCAAGGCGAUGAUCCAACAAAACUUCCCACCGAGAAAGGAAGACCCCAUUUCCACCACACUGAAUAUUCUCAUUCUCUGUGAUACCAUACUUACUCAUCAAUUCGAUUGUCUCGAGAAAGGGCGGUUCUCGACUUUGUCUACAGACUGCGAAUGGUGGUACGACCUAAUAGGAACUCUGCUCGACUUUGCUUCGAAAAUUUAA